UUCCGUAUAUACAAACUACCGACGCGGGAGCACCGCGAGCUGUUGCCCUCUUGGUAUACGCGUGCACAAUGGAGGAACUGUACGGGCUGCACGUUUCCAUGGAGGCUGCUGUUCCGGAGGACCUGCAGGUUUCUCCGGGAGAAAGUUACCGCAAUCAUCAUCAUAGUUGUCACCUUCCUUUUAGUAGCUUUGUUCAUCCGCAAGGCUCGGCGUCCUUCCACCUGUGCGGGUCGGACCACCACCAGUUUUUGGUGCCGGGUUCGUCGGCCGCAUCGGAUGCGGGGUCUUGCAUGGUUGCUGUUGCGGACGACGGAGAGGAGGAAGAAGAUGACGUCGGCGACGAUGUCUCGAGAACGCUUCGAGCUAAAGUCGCUGCGCACCCUCUUUACCCUAAACUGCUCGAGGCGUACGUUGAUUGCCACAAGGUGGGUGCUCCACCGGAAGUAGCCGGUUUACUGGACGAAAUCCGGCGACAAAGUGACGACUUUUCUAUGGUCGCAGGAUCUGUUACCACUUGUCUCGGUUCGGAUCCCGAACUUGAUGAGUUCAUGGAAACUUACUACGGGAUGUUGGUGAAGUACAAAUCGGAUCUGUCAAGGCCGUUCGAGGAGGCAACCUCGUUCUUGAACACCAUGCGUGACCAGCUCAACACUCUUUGCCACGGGUCAUCUUCAUCAACCAACUAUCUUCACGUGACAGAAGAUUGCGCCGGGUCAUCUGAGGAAGAUCUUAGCGGAGGCGAGAUCGAUGUGUCCUCGGAGGGCAAUCGGUCCAGGGAAGACCUGGAACUUAAGGGCAAACUCCUGCACAAGUACAGUGGAUUCAUCGGGGCUCUAAAGCACGAGUUCUCCAAGAAGAAGAAGAAAGGGAAGCUGCCGCGGGAGGCCCGGCGGUUGCUGCUCGACUGGUGGAGCAUUCAUUACAACUGGCCAUACCCCACGGAAGCGGACAAGCUCGCGUUAGCAGAGGCGACGGGGCUGGACCAGAAGCAGAUCAACAACUGGUUCAUAAACCAGAGGAAGCGGCAUUGGAAGCAGGCCGAGAGCAUGCAGGCCGGCAUCAUGGAGAGUCUGUACGGACCGUUCUUCGCGAAUUAGUGAUAUCAGGUGUUAAUUGCAAAGAUUUCCUGUGUAGGAUCACUGUAUGAGUUGGGGAACCUUUCUGCCUCUUGGUUUUCCAUGCAAUUGAAGAUACUCUCCUUCUUUUUC
Molecule: messenger RNA, 1208 nt
Organism: Rhodamnia argentea
Lineage: Eukaryota; Viridiplantae; Streptophyta; Magnoliopsida; Myrtales; Myrtaceae
Product: homeobox protein knotted-1-like 6
Exons: 5
Coding region: 69-1097 (342 amino acids)
Biological process (GO): regulation of DNA-templated transcription
Cellular component (GO): nucleus
Molecular function (GO): DNA binding; DNA-binding transcription factor activity, RNA polymerase II-specific
Source: RefSeq, a predicted model, not a curated record